Molecule: messenger RNA, 342 nt
Organism: Miscanthus lutarioriparius
Lineage: Eukaryota; Viridiplantae; Streptophyta; Magnoliopsida; Poales; Poaceae
Source: the annotation of a GenBank genome assembly
AUGGAGCGCCUCCGCCUCAGAUCCAACCCCCACCGAUGCGAAGGCACAGGAGCUAGGGUUUCAAUCAUCCGUGAGAAGGAGAACGGCGGUGGAGCAUGGGAGCCCCUGCGGGCGUGCGACCACCCCCUGGCGGCGCAAGAUAGGGCGCACGACCACACCCGGCGACGCGCGGGACGGGGAGCGUGGUGUGGGCUCGGAGCGCGGCAGCCGCCAUCCUCGCCAUCGCGGACGCCAUCCCCGCCAUCGCGGACGCCAUCCCCGCCGCCGCGGCUCUCCAUCCCUGCUGUGGAUCUAGAUCCAGGUAGGAGGGCUGCUAAUUUAAUUGGCACAGAAGUUUGUUAA